Molecule: messenger RNA, 4776 nt
Organism: Gorilla gorilla gorilla (western lowland gorilla)
Lineage: Eukaryota; Metazoa; Chordata; Mammalia; Primates; Hominidae
Product: titin-like
Exons: 7
Coding region: 4050-4688 (212 amino acids)
Source: RefSeq, a predicted model, not a curated record
AAUAGUUCUUGGUUUAGUUUUUCAUGGUUUAAAGUGAAUGUGUGUGACAUUAAAUCCUUGUAUUUUGUAUCUUAUAUUUGUUAUCUGUAACAAUUAAUAUACUAAUAUCUUUAAAGUUCCUGGGAUGCCUAAGAAAAGUGUUCAAGAAGAAAAAUCACCUAUUGUUAUUUCUGAAGACACAGGGAUGUACAGUGAGUGUAGAAAAAUUAGUGGUUCUUUUUGGUUUCAUUUGUGUCCUUAAAUUCACUAUGUUUGUCUUUAUAGCUUUGAAAAGUAAAUAUACUAAACUCUUAUAAAAGCCUAACAUGCCAAAAAUAUAUGACUCAAAUAAUCUUAGUGUCUAUUAUCCUCAGACAAGUUAUAUUUCCUCACCAAUUUAAAAAAGAAAUACUCUACUUAUCACAGUGUAUGAUUUCAGAAAAGUCAGUUGUCUUGUUAAAUUUUCCUAACCUAUUCUGUAUACAAGUGUCUUUUGCUUUGAAGCAAUUUAUUUUCUCAGAUCAUGAAGUAACUUAACUUCAUAAUAUUUUAAUUGGAUUUUAUAAAAUCAAAAUGUUUCACCAUUAUUUUUUUUUUUACUCUUGACAACCAUAAUUGGAAACAUUUUGGCAAAACUGCUCAAAGGACCCUAGGUUUACAAGGCCACUCAAACCUCAAAAGAAUUCUCAAGACCUUUUUUUUUGGGGGGGGGUGGUUCAUACAAAAUUAGGUUUAAAUAAUUUGAAUUAUGAAAUAAUCCAAAUAGUAAAAUAUUGUGAAUAGAAUACUGUUCAACAACCUGAAUAGUAAAAGUGACAGUAGUCAAAAUACUCUUCCUUUUUUUUUUUGAGAUGGAAUCUCACUCUGCUGCACCCAGGCUGCAGUGCAAUGGCACGAUCUUGGCUCACUGCAACCUCCAUCUCCUGGGUUCAAGCUAUUCUCCUGCCUCAGCCUCCCGAGUGGCUGGGAUUACAGGCGCCUACCACCAGGCCCGGCUAAUUUUGUGUAUUUUUAGUAGAGACAGGGUUUUACCAUGUUGGUCAGGCUGGUCUCAAACUCCUGACCUCAGGUGACCUGCCCCCCUCAGCCUCCCAAAGUGCUGGGAUUACAGGCAUGAGCCACUACACCAGACCCUCUUCCAUUUUUUUUAAUCUAAAAAAUUUCCUGUUGAAACUCAACUUUUUUGUUGUUCAUCCUGUUAUACUAAGUUGGGAUAAAAGAAUAUAAUCACUUCCUUCUUUGAAUAUCCUUUCUAUUCUUGACUUUAGUUAUUGUUUUCAGAUAGUUUUUCUUUCUAAAGGCUGGAGAAAUUUUUGUUGUCUUUAUUUGCCUUAUUUUCUAAGUAUUUAUUUUUUUUAAUUUUCUGCCUCCAAACCCUAAAUGGCUUUUACACUCAUAUUAAACUGUUGAACCAUAUAUUAGAUGUGAUUUGAAAAUAUAGAUAAUGAGGCUUCUAGAAAGGGAAAAGACUUACAUGAAUUUCUAGUAGGUCAAAUAUCGGAGAAUUCUCAAUGUGCAAUUCAGCAUCUUCCCUGUUCUUUAUAGACAAAUCCAUUAAAAAUAAGACCAAUAGGACAAUUUUACCUAUAACUUUCUUAAGGCAAAAUGAAGAAUUAUAUAGUCCUUGCCUGAACAAUUCCUCCAUUUUAUUAUCAUCAUCAUAGAGAAAUGCUUAGAGUCUUAUAUCAUGAGACUGGGAAUGAGGCUAUCCCCAGCCAAUGCAUUCUAGCCACUAAUUUGCCUCUAUGUGCUACUAUUAAUUUUGGUGAUGAAUGUGGUAUUAUAUAUUAUAUUUUUCUUAAUACGCUUCUUUAUCCACCUUGAAACAUCCUAAUUAUUUAAAUACUAAUAUCUUUAAAGUUUAUGAAGCAUCUGAAGAAGCAGUCCUAGAAGAAAAAGUACUUGUGACUCAACCUCAAAAGACAAAACCCAAACUAGCAAAAGGUAUAUAACACCAAUGAUCCAGUCUGAAGAAAAAUUAUUUUUUGGCUCCUUUCAAAAAGCUCAAUAUUUUUCUUCACCAUUUAUAAAUAUAACUAUACUCAUAUCUUUUAAGUGCCUGAGCCACCCAAGAAAGUUGUUCCAGAAGACAAAAUGUAUGUGACUAUUCCUAAAAAGAGAGAAACACCAGCAACUAAAGGUAUAUUUCAAAUACAUCAAACCCAGAUGAGUAUCUUUAGCUUUAUGACUCAAACAUUGCAUGCUUUAUAUAAUUUACUGUUUUUACAACUUUUAAAUGUAAACCUACUAAUAUCUUUAAAGAACCUGAUACAACCAGAGGCGUUUUUCCAGAGGUGGAGCUACCUGAGGCUAUUCCUGAAAUUCUAGAACAUCCUCCAACUGAAGGUAUAAUUCUCUAGUUAGGAAAAUCUAAAGAAGAAUAUAUACUGUCUUCAGUCUGCAAAAUGUUUGAUGUUUAAUAUACAUUCUCACGACCUCUAAUGUUAAAAUACUGUCUUUAAAGGAUCUGAUAUACCCACAACAAAGAAUGACCUAUGACUUGCCCCCAAGAAAGUCAAGUCCCACACAUAUAAUAUACAAAGAUAAAAUAUUAGAACAAAAAUAACAUUUCUAACAUAAAGAUCUCUGAAAUGAUAUUAACAUAUCUAACUUUCUUAGUAUGUCAUGGCUUUAUGCCUUUGCCUUUUCUCAAUUAAAAAAAAUACUAAUAUCUUUAAAGAGUUUGAAGUCUUCAAGGAAGUCAUUCCAGAGGGAGAAACUCCUAUUGUUAAAAGAAGAAAAACACCAUCACCAACAGGUACAAGUUGGAAGAAAGUCAGCUUUUUAAUCUCAUGUUUGCAGUUGUACUUAACACAUGUAAAAAUACUAAUAUCUUUUAAGCCACAGUGGCUACAGUGGAAAUCAUUUCAGAGAUGGAUCCCCCAAGUAGAAGCUCAACCAAAUGUAUUCAUGUCCCAGUGAGUCACUCAAGAGACAACAGAGGGAAAAAACACCUUUAGCUUAUACACAUGAAAGAUAGUUGAGUCAGUGUAUUUUUAUGAGGACUCCAAAGAAAAUAUAUAUACACAUAUUAUGAUCAAAACAUGUCUUAAAGAAAAGAAAAUAUUAAUUCAGUGUGAAGCUGAUCUGUAAUAUCUCUACAAGAUUAGAACACCUGAGACCCUCCCAGAAUAUCCUCCAACCUAGGGAAAAAUAAUUCCAGUUAAAGCUGGAAAUCUCCCCUCCAUGUUCAUUUGCUCCUCUCAUAGCCUAUCUUUUAUUUUUCAAGCAUCAUACAUUUUUUUUCAUUUUGAAUAUCUUUAGAUAAGUCAAAACAUGAAAAAGCUUUAAAACCUCCAGAACAAUAAUUUCAUCAUAACACCCAUGGUAUUCUGUAAUUUGAAGAAUAUCUGAAUAUUUUGAUAUUUUUUCUCAGUCUGGAAUCUUUUGGUCUCCUCUCUCCUAAACUUGAAAAACACUCACCUUUUUAAGGUGCCUAAGGUGUGAAUGCAAAAAAAAGCCAACCUAGAUUUUUCAAAGUGGCUGUAAUUUGUUUUUCUCAACAUAAUAGCUAGAGGUAUAGCAUUAAUUAUAAUCAAUGUUUUCACUUUCCAUGAUCUAGUUUUCUAUGCAUCUACCAUUCGAAGAAAUAAAAUUACUAAUAUUGAUAGUGCCUGAGGUGACCAAGAAAACAGCCACUUAUAACCAAAUACACUGCUACAAAAGAUCCGAUUCUGGGGGCAGGGAGUGGGAGAAAGUUCCCAUCUGGAAUGUUCUGUAUGUGCAGUUAAGAUGGGAACUCUUUACUGCUCUUCAUAACUCCAAAGUACAAUGCAUUCAUAUCUUUAAAGUGCCUGAAUCGCCUCGAGAAAUUGUCCUUGUAAAGGAAACACCCAUGGCUGCUCCCCUUGAAAUUGAAAUACCUCCCACUAAAGGUAUCAUUCAUCCUGUCAUUCCUUCCUUCAUUUAUUAGAGUGCUGAGCAUGUACAGGGUGCUAGGGAACUGGAGAAUAAUAAACAAAGACAAUUAAUAUUUGGUUCCUCUUCUCAAGAUUGUAUACCUCCUCAGAUUCUUUAAAGGAAUCAUCUUUUUAGCCAUAAAAAUCACUCUGGUUCAGCUCAUUUAAUUAAUGUCUCCACUGAUCCUUUUAACCUCUAACCAUAAUACUAAUAUCUUCAAAGCACCAGAAGCUAUGAAAGAAGUUGUCCCUGAAAUGAAAAUAUUUGAGGAUGUACCUGAAGAGCCAGAAACUCCACGUAUGAAAAUGCCCGAAGCUCCUCAAGAAAUUAUUCCUGCCAAGACAGUUCCUUCCAAAAAAAGAGAACCCCCAUCAGUUAAAGUGCCUGAAGCUCUCCAAGAAAUUGUCCCUGAAAAGAAAACGCUUGUGGUUCCUCUCAGAAAGCCUGAAGUCCUUCCUGAUGAAGUGCCGGAGGCUCUCAGAGAAGUUGUCCCGGAAAAGAAAGUGCAUCUUCCCCAAAGGGCUGAAGUUGUACCUGUCAAAGUGCACGAAGCUCCCAAAGAGAUUAUCCCUGAAAAGAAAGUGUCGGUGGUGCCUCCUAAAAAGCCUGAAGUCCCACCUGUUAAAGUGCCAGAAGCUUCCAAAGAGGUUAUCCGCGAAGAGAAAGUGCCCUUGGCUCCUCCUAAAGAGCCUGAAGUCCCACCUGUUAAAGUACCGGAGCCUCCCAAAGAAGUAGUUCCUGAAAAGAAAGUGCCAGCGGCUCCUCCUAAAAAGCCUGAAGUCCCACCUGUUAAAGGUAUUUGUCACUGAUUUUAGGCUUCAGAUGAUGUAUCUCUUCUGCUCUGGAAAGUAUUUUUCUAGUGGUCUUCAUAAUGCCUAAAUGUAAUUUCACUAAUAU